GAGGGAGUCAGUCACACGAAAUACUCCACCUGCGCCUACCCCAUCUCUCAAAGGUGUCUACCAAAUGACCCGAUAUUGCGAAUCCUUGUUUUUCUCUAAUAUUUAGAAUUCAUAGUUGACAGCUCAAAAGUUUGCUGCACAAGUAAACGUCAUUUAGUGGUCUCAUGUUAUUUUAGACAGUAGUAUGAAACUACUUCGUUCUUGUAUCAGUUCUACCUCAUUGAGGAAACAUUGGCUGCAUAUCUCUACUCAGAGAUUGCAAAAUGAAAGUAAACAAAAACCGGCUGACCGAGCCUGGGCAGAACCUGAGGGUGUCAUCUCCGAUGUAGUCAUCUACAAUCCAUUGGUAAAGCGCAAGGUACCUCUCAUCCUGAGAAACAGAGGGUAUGUCACUUGGUACAUGUGUGGACCUACGGUUUACGACUCUGCACACAUUGGACAUGCUUGUUCUUACGUUCGACUGGAUGUGAUCCGCAGGAUAUUGGAAGACCAUUUCGAUAUCAAUUUAGUUACAGUCAUGGGAAUAACUGACAUAGACGACAAGAUAAUAAAGAAAUCUCUAGAGAGCAAGAGAGACUGGAAAGAGCUCACUAGGUUUUACGAAAAGGAAUUUUUUGCUGACAUGGCAGCUCUGAAUGUUCAACGCCCUUACCUUUGCUCUCGCGUUUCAGAACAUCUGCCACAAAUAAUUCAGUUCAUCGGUCAAAUUCUCCACAAUGGCGGUGCCUAUGUUUCGAAUGAAGGAUCUGUAUAUUUCGACACCAUACAGUAUAAAGGUUAUGGAAAAUUUGGAGCCAAGGAGCCUGGUGCUCCUAUUCACGGAAAAAGAAACGGAGCAGAUUUUGCAUUGUGGAAGGCUGCCAAGCCUGACGAACCCUUUUGGGAGAGCCCUUGGGGCCCCGGACGACCUGGCUGGCACAUAGAAUGCAGCGUGAUGGCGAGCGAAAGCGUCGGUGCAAACGUGGAUAUCCACAGCGGUGGAAUCGAUCUAGCUUUUCCUCACCAUGAAAAUGAAGAGGCCCAAUCCUGCCAGUACCACGGGGUUGAGCAGUGGGUGAAUUAUUGGCUCCAUACGGGGCACCUUCAUUCUAAAAAUAUGAAAAUGUCAAAGAGCCUAGGAAACACAAUUAGCGUGUCAGAAUUACUCCGUGAAUACACCUCAGAUCAAUUCAGGCUGUAUAUUCUCAGUUCUCACUACAGGACUGGUAUCGAUUACACGGAUCAAAGCAUGGUUGCCCCAGUUACAAUAACAAAGAAAUUCGAGUCUUUCAUCGAUGACUGUAACAACUAUGUCGCAGGCACUCUGCCUAUGGGAAAUAUAGACGAUGUCACCCUAAUGAAGGGUCUGGUGGAAACGAAAGCAGCCAUCAGAACUGCAUUAGCGAACGAUUUUGAGACACCAAAAGCAAUUCGUUACCUGAUAGACCUAGUGGCUCUUGGGAACAAGAUGCUCCAUUCACCAGCUGAGGAAGGAAAAUCAAGAAGUCCUGCAGCAGUUGCUGCUACUGCCAAUUACGUUACAUCGACACUUCGGUCUUUCGGACUGCAAGUAAACGCGAAGAACACGGCACAGCGUGAUAUUAUCGCUGCUGCUCAGACCACAGAUGUGAUUGAAAGUUUUGUUAAGUUCAGACAAGAUGUUAGAAAUUUUGCUCUUCAAAGUAAAAGCAAAGAUAAGACGUUACUGGGAGUCUGUGACGAAGCUAGGAAAGAACUAUCAGUUCACGGUGUGCAGAUCAAGGAUCACGGGAAAGAGUCGACCUGGAGUAUUGGAGGGGCUCGUAAAAUUUCAAAUUGAGUAGGAUGCUGAACUUCAUCGGUGAUAAUAAAUGGUUUCACAAA
Molecule: messenger RNA, 1842 nt
Organism: Athalia rosae (coleseed sawfly)
Lineage: Eukaryota; Metazoa; Arthropoda; Insecta; Hymenoptera; Athaliidae
Gene: CysRS-m
Product: cysteine--tRNA ligase, mitochondrial
Exons: 8
Coding region: 185-1798 (537 amino acids)
Biological process (GO): cysteinyl-tRNA aminoacylation
Cellular component (GO): cytoplasm
Molecular function (GO): cysteine-tRNA ligase activity; ATP binding
Source: RefSeq, a predicted model, not a curated record